Molecule: messenger RNA, 1561 nt
Organism: Cucumis sativus (cucumber)
Lineage: Eukaryota; Viridiplantae; Streptophyta; Magnoliopsida; Cucurbitales; Cucurbitaceae
Product: WAT1-related protein At4g30420
Exons: 7
Coding region: 117-1226 (369 amino acids)
Cellular component (GO): plasma membrane
Molecular function (GO): transmembrane transporter activity
Source: RefSeq, a predicted model, not a curated record
GUGCUCCCAUGUGGAUCCCUCCCAUGGAUGCCAACACUACUUUGGCCGUCUACAAAGCCUUCCUAUUUAGUUGGGUUUGAGAGAAAUUAAGCACUACGCCAAAGAGAAAUUCAGAGAUGGGUCGGUGGCAUCUUGAGAAUUAUAAGCCUGCAUUGGCUAUGAUGGGUUUACAAUGUAUUUAUGCUGUUCUUGCCAUCUUUAGCCGAGCCGCUUUGGUCCAUGGCAUGAGCCCUAGAGUCUUUGUUGUUUAUAGAAAUGCCAUUGCCACUCUAACCAUGGCCCCUGCUCUUUAUUUCUCAACAAGGAUAAGUGGCAACAGGAUUUUCAUCGGAUUCAGAGGCCUCUCUCUUAUAUUUGUCACUGCUCUUAUUGGAGUAACUGGCAACCAAAAUGCUUAUUUUGAAGGUCUUUAUUUAUCCUCUUCAUCAGCUGCAAGUGCUAUAGUUAAUUUAAUUCCUGCUAUCACUUUCGUUAUGGCAGUCAUUGCAGGAUCGGAGAAAAUAAAAGCAAAAAGUUGGAGAACCGUAGCGAAAAUAGUAGGAACAAUAGUAUGCGUAGGUGGAGCUGCUUCAAUGGCGUUAAUAAAAGGCCCUAAAUUACUAAACCCGCAAAUUUUGCCUAAGAAUAUUAGCUUUCUCAAUAUACUCGGAGCCGUCGAACCCGAACAAGACACGUGGUUUCUUGGCUGUGUUCUUCUCUUUGUCAGCAGUUGUUUCUGGGCAUUCUGGAUCAUCAUGCUGGUUCCAAUUUCAAGACAUUGUCCAGACCCAAUAAUUUCUUGCACAUGGCUGUUAUUCGUUGCCACCAUAUUAUCAGUCUUCUUCACUGUUCUUGUAGAAGACAACACAAAAGUCUGGAAUCUUCCUUCUUUAUUACAAUUCGCUACUUGUAUAUACGCCGGAACAAGCUCAGCACUGUCAUUUUUCGUACAAUCUUGGUGUGUUUCAAAAAGAGGCCCUCUUUUCACUGCUUUAUUCAACCCGCUUUGUACAGUCAUCACAACAUUCGUUUCUUCUUUGUUCUUACACGAACAACUAUACAUGGGAAGCUUAAUGGGUGCUAUCGCAGUGAUAAUUGGUUUAUAUAUUGUGUUAUGGGGUAAAGCUAAAGAUGUUGAUCAAGACAUGAAACGACGACGUGGAGAAGAAGUUGAUGAUAGUUCAGAGAAAAAGGAUAUAGAACAGCCGCUGCUAUGUGAUGAGACAAUCAAAUAUGACAAAUUUUGAGGCCGCAAUUGAGGGAUUGGGAUCUAAUUCAUGAUGGCUAAAUUUUUGUUGCUGUUUUGUUUUGGUGUUGCAAAUUACAAAAUUUUCACCACAUAUUUGUGGGAUCACGAGUUAGGCAGAGGUUUUUGGAAGUAUAUGUAUAAGUCUUAACAAACCUUCUGACAAGUGGUUAAUUAAUAUAGAACAUGUCAUACAUAUAAAAAGCUUCCAAUCCGACUUCAAUCCAACGUGUAUUAUGAUAAACUAGGUCCACCAUACAUCUGACACUUCAAUCCAAAGUAUAUAUAAUUUAAAAUUUAUGUUUGUCUAUAAACAAAAUAAUAAGUUUGGUUGAA